Molecule: messenger RNA, 1541 nt
Organism: Talpa occidentalis (Iberian mole)
Lineage: Eukaryota; Metazoa; Chordata; Mammalia; Eulipotyphla; Talpidae
Gene: LTB4R
Product: leukotriene B4 receptor
Exons: 2
Coding region: 246-1325 (359 amino acids)
Biological process (GO): positive regulation of cytosolic calcium ion concentration; phospholipase C-activating G protein-coupled receptor signaling pathway; complement receptor mediated signaling pathway
Cellular component (GO): plasma membrane
Molecular function (GO): complement receptor activity; leukotriene receptor activity
Source: RefSeq, a predicted model, not a curated record
UCUGCGAUACUUCCUCUCUGGCUGACUUAGCUGACAGCAUCCAGACCCUGGUAUAGGCUUCACCACUACCCUGAGCCUGGGAUUGGCAUCAGCUUCCCACCAGUACUCAGCCAAGUCUGUCAGCUGGCGGUGACAAGGGCGGUGUGUUGUGGAGGUGUAUCUGCUGCUGGUGACCGUGGAGCGAGCUCAGCGGACUCGGCCUUGCCAGGAAAACCUUGUCAGGAAAACCUCAGUCCGCCACCCUCAUGUCCAACUUCACUCUUCAGGUCUUUACGAUGGCCACCAACACUACCUCUUCUGUCUUUACAAUGGCCACCAACACUACCCCUCCUGCAGCACCCUCCUCAGCAAAUGACAGCUUCACCCGCAUCCUGGCUAUCAUCAUACUGUCCAUGGCCCUCAUUGUGGGGCUUCCUGGCAACAGCUUUGUGGUGUGGAGCAUCUUAGGAAAGAUGCAGAAGCGCUCUGUCACAGCCCUGAUGGUGCUGAACUUGGCCGUGGCCGACUUGGCUGUACUGCUGAUUGCACCUUUUUUCCUCCACUUCCUGGCCCGGGGCACUUGGAUUUUUGAACUGUUUGGUUGCCGCCUGUGCCACUACAUCUGCGGAGUCAGCAUGUAUGCCAGCGUCCUGCUGAUCACAGCCAUGAGUGUGGAUCGCUCGCUGGCGGUGGCCCGUCCCUUCGUGUCCCAGAAGUUGCGCACCAAGGCAGUAGCAAGGCGGGUGCUGGCCGGCAUCUGGGUGAUGUCCUUUCUGCUGGCCACGCCUGUCUUCGUGUACCGCAACUUGUAUGCAAGGCCCAACGGGAUCCUGGUCUGCGCCCCGAUGUACCCCAGGGUAAGCCACAAGAUAUUCCAUCAGCUCUUCGAGCCCAUCACCGGCUUCCUGCUGCCCUUUCUGGUUGUGGUGGCCAGUUACUCCGAUAUCCGGCGCCGGCUGCAGAACCGGCGCUUCCGCCGCAGCCGGCGCAUCGGCCGCCUGGUGGUGCUCAUCAUCCUGGCCUUCGCCGCCUUCUGGCUGCCCUACCACUUGGUGAUCCUGGUGCAGGCGGGCUACUCGCUGGCGGGGAUGCCCGCGGCUAAGCAGCUGCACAACGCCCGCGCCGUGCUCAUCACGCUGGCCUUCCUGAGCAGCAGCGUGAACCCCGUGCUCUACGCGUGCGCCGGCGGCCGCCUGCUGCGCACGGCCGGCAUGGGCUUCGUCGCCAAGAUGCUGGAGGGCACCGGCUCGGAGGUGUUCAGCGGCCGCCGCGGUGGCACCCUGAACCAGACGGCCAGGGGCGACGCAGAGCCGGCCACCGAGGACAGCCCCGACACUGUGGAGUGAAGCCACUGGAAGCCUGCGGAGUGGCGGCACGCGCUGGGCCAGUUGGUCUGUUCUCUCCUCCGGGAGGAGAAUGCAGGCGGAGGUUGGAACCCCAGAGGGAGGGAGGAGCAAGUGAGGCGUGAGGGCCUGGCUCUCUUCGGCAGCUCUACAAUUAAAACUGAUUAAAACUUGGCUCAAUCCUGAGUGGGGUGUGUAUGCUGUGUACCCUUAUAGGGA